Gryllus bimaculatus (two-spotted cricket) is the source of this 2414-nucleotide messenger RNA. The record is from the annotation of a GenBank genome assembly. Lineage: Eukaryota; Metazoa; Arthropoda; Insecta; Orthoptera; Gryllidae.
CAUUCCUUGAACGUUCUGCCGUAACGGCGACAAUCUCCGGUGGCCGGAGCCGCGGCUGCCACAAACCGCGCAGACGCCGGCCGGGACACACGCUCCACACACGACACCGCGAUGGCAGAGCUCGCUGACCGUUACGUGACUUUCUACAAUGGACAGAAGAUGCCAAUAAUAGGACUCGGAACUUGGCAGGCAACCGACGAAGAAAUAGAAACAGCAAUUGAUGCUGCCCUUGAGGCUGGUUACAGACACAUCGACACUGCGUAUGUUUAUAUGAACGAACCUGCCUUGGGAAGAGCACUGAAAAAAUGGUUUGAUUCCGGAAAAUUGAAAAGAGAAGACUUAUUCAUCGUCACAAAGUUACCCAACUUCGGCAACCGCCCUGAAUCUGUGGAGAAGUACAUAAAGAGGUCUCUUGAUAAUCUGCAGUUAACUUACCUUGAUCUCUAUCUUGUGCACCAUCCUGUUGGGCUGCAAGAAAAAGAAGGAGAAAUGCUUCCGAAGGAUGAUUCAGGAAACUUACUUGUUGAUAAGUCCACUGAUAUAAUAAGCGUCUGGAAAGCAAUGGAAGAACAAGUACAUGCUGGUAGAGCUCGGGCUAUCGGCCUUUCUAAUUUUAAUGUAAGGCAGAUAUCACGUAUUGUUGAAUCUUGUUGCAUUCGUCCAGCGAAUGUUCAAGUAGAACUACACAUAUACUGCCAACAGAAAAAUCUUGUGUCAUUUUGUGAAGGUUUGGGAAUUACUGUCUGUGCGUAUGCCCCCUUGGGAUCUCCUAAUUUGGCAUCGUUCGUGAAAAUGAUUGGAGAUAAUCCUGAACUGAUCCCAACAUUUAGUCCCCUGACUGAACCAAUCGUAAUAGAAAUAGCAAAACAGCACAAUAAAGCACCUGCGCAAGUCCUUUUGCGGCAUAUAAUUCAAAGACGUAUAGUUGUCAUUCCUAAAAGUACUAAUCCCACAAGAAUACAGGACAAUUUCAAAAUUUUUGACUUUCAACUUACUACUGAAGAGAUGGAGAAAAUUAGUUCUUUGGAUAAAGGUCAUGAAGGGCGACUAUUCGGUGCAGGUAUGCUUCAUGGAAUACACACUCAUCCAGAGUACCCUUAUGAUGGAACAGACUAAAUAUUUAUGUCUUCAAGAUCAAUUAACAAGAAAGUGUUGCUCAGCUUCUACAAAAUUACUGAACAUUGUGAAUUUAUAUAAGUUUAAUUGUCUCCAUAAAGUAGAGUAUUGUAUUUGUUGAAGGGCAAUGAAGUAGUACCUGAAUUGAAACCUAGAAACAAAUUAAAAUUUUUUAUGAUUAUAUGUUUGAAAUAUGAAUUGUGAAUCCAUAAAAUCUUUAAGAUCAUACCAGGAGACAAAAGUGAAGCAGCUAAAUACUAGUGAUAGCAUUCAUAUGUGGCUAGUUGAAUAUUUACGAUUCAAACAGAACACAGGUAUCAUAAAUAGAUGUAAUGGCAAAUCCCAUCUCCUUACAUAUGAAAAGAACACACUAGUAUAUUUUUCAGAGAAAAUGGAAAAGUAGAUAAUUAUUCAGGAAUUUACACCUAUAGCACAUUAAAUAAAUACCUAGCUAAAAUUCAUGAGAUGUGGUACUUAUACAAUAGUUCUGGUAGCUGUCUGAAAAUUUAUACACUAAUGUAAUAUGGCCAAAGAUUUAGGAACAGUUUUCAGAAACUUGCCAGCUCUAUGUCAUUUAAUAAUUAGGGUCUCUCUACGUAAAGAGAUUGUCAAAAACAAAAAUAAUAAAAUGUGAUAAUUGCAUUGUAUUUUGCAAGAAAGUAUGUUUGGACUAAGUUAUAGUUAAAACAAUUAUCUAGAUGUCUAACCUGGACAUCUGUGGAACCAAAUGUGGUUCUUCAAUACUACCAUUGAUAUUAGCAAGACAAUUGAAGUUAAAAAUACCUAGGUUCAAUUCACUUUUAUGUUUAAGGAGGAAUAUGGGUGGAUUUACACAAUGUAAUAUUAUAAUUUUUUAAGAAGCAGGGAUUUGAUGUAGAACAAUGAAAUUGUGUAAUUUGAAGGAGUUUAUAUCUCAAAACAUGUUUAUUAUUAAAUAAAACCUUUUGUUGAAAUUGUUUAUAAUAUGAUUUUUUGAAUAUUUUAAUGUUUAAUUUAACUACGGCACACUUUUCCGGAAAACUGAUCAUAUUUUAUAUUUGAAACUUUGCAUAACUGUUCCUGAAAUAGAAAUAAAUGAAAGAGUGUAAAGAAAUUGUGACAUUAGUUAUAUUUUGUGAAAUAUUAAUUAAUGAAUAUUCAUUAUUAAUGCAAAAAAUUUGAGUUUAAAAAAUCACCAUGAUGAAGCUAAGCAAUAUUUGAAGGAAAAAAACAAACAAAAAACAUCACACAAAUACUUCCUGUACUGUGACUUUGUACAAAAUUUGAAAAUAAAAUGCUGAAUAGUUUUUGAGAAAAUG